CCGUAACCCGCCCUAAACCCUAGCUUCAUCCGCCUAUUUAUUCACAGCUUCUUUCUCUCAUUUUCUCAUCGUCUUCUCUUCUAGUCUUUAGCUUCUGCUUGUAUUUUCUCCUUUCAGUCAUGGCAGAAGUUGAGUUCAGAUGCUUCGUUGGUGGUUUGGCCUGGGCCACCACUGAAAGUUCUCUACAUGAUGCGUUCUCUUCCUUCGGCGAGGUCAUCGAAUCGAAGAUCAUCAACGAUCGUGAGACCGGUAGAUCCAGAGGUUUUGGCUUCGUUACAUUCAAGGAUGAGCAAGCAAUGAAGGAUGCUAUUGAGGGGAUGAACGGCCAGUCUCUUGACGGGCGUAACAUAACUGUUAACGAGGCUCAGUCUCGCGGAAGCGGCGGCGGCGGCGGCGGUGGCGGUUUCCGUGGUGGACGUCGUGAGGGUGGAGGCGGUGGCGGCUAUGGUGGCCGCAGGGAAGGUGGUUAUGGUGGUGGCGGCGGUGGCGGCUAUGGUGGCCGCAGGGAAGGUGGUUAUGGAGGCGGUGGCUACGGCGGAGGUGACCGCUACUCUAGGGGAGGCGAUGAUGGAAGCUGGAGGAACUAAUCUAGCUUUAUUGUUGCGUGGUUAAUGUUUUGUCCCUGGAUCUGUUAGAUAUUAGAUCUUGUUAGGGUCCUUCUGCUAUGGUGUUUGGUGUUACUUUAAGUCUGCGUGUUCUGGUUAUCCGUUUCGGUUAUCUGUGGUUCGAUUUGUUUGUAAAUCUGUAUUUACAAAGUUCUCGAGGAAUGAUGUAAACGUUGAUUUGCAUUUU
This is a messenger RNA of Ipomoea nil (Japanese morning glory), 792 nucleotides long. RefSeq names its product glycine-rich RNA-binding protein-like. Lineage: Eukaryota; Viridiplantae; Streptophyta; Magnoliopsida; Solanales; Convolvulaceae. The record is from RefSeq and is a predicted model, not a curated record. The coding region runs from base 120 to 587 and encodes 155 amino acids. The transcript has 2 exons. Gene Ontology annotation, molecular function: mRNA binding.